Messenger RNA from Stylonychia lemnae, 1143 nucleotides. The record is from the annotation of a GenBank genome assembly. NCBI's taxonomy places the organism in Eukaryota, Ciliophora, Spirotrichea, Sporadotrichida, Oxytrichidae.
AUGGGAAACAUAGACAGCAGAGCCUAAUUUGGCAAUGGAUAUCUUUAAGCUGCUUGCGAUUAACCAUUUUACGAGCCAGGUCAAACUGUGACAGGCAAGGUUUAUGUUAGAUUAAUAAAUAACAUUGCUGACGCAAAGUGCGUCUAAAUUAAAAUCCGAGGAAAGGAAAAAGGUUCUUGGUGGGAAACAUUUCAUAGAAAUGUUCGAUAUACAGAUGGAAGAACAGUUUACCAAUAAGUGACUGAGAAGAGAAAGUCAAGAAAAGACUUCUUUAGCGGAUCAGUUUCUCUUCAUGAUUUCUAAGCCGGUGCAAGUAAAGGAGAUUACGUAUUUCCAUUUCAAUUCUAACUAUCAGAAAACAUUCCAUCUUCAUUUUUCUAUAAAAAUUCUCAUAUUAAAAAGAAGCCUAAAGCUCAAGUAAAGUAUUGUAUUAAGGCCUCUCUAGAAACUAGAUCAGAUCAUAAUGAGAUGUAAUAUAAAUAAGUUCUCAUUGUGAGAGAAAAACCAGAUUAAGCGGUGAUGGAAAAAAUUGCUAAAAUAUCAGAAUAAAAAGUUACAACUUGGUGCUGCGUUAAUUAAGGUACUUCUAAGAUUGAGGUUUAGUUUGACAAGAAUACUUUCUUUCCUUAUGAGCAAGUUAAAUGCAAGGUCGAGCUUAACAACGGAAAAUGCAAUAUCCCCAUGACCGCUGUGAGAUUUUCUGUUGAACAAGAAUUAAGCAUUAACUGCCACAAUCACAUAUUUAGAGAUCUAAUUGUUAUCAAAGAGAAAUAAGAAAAUGGCGCUCCUGCAAGACAUGAUAAAAAUGAAGAAAGGGAAUUGGAAGUAGAUUUAAGUUAGAUUAAAUAUUAGGUGCCUGCUCACAGAAAUAAAGGAGGCAAGCAUGUUUAAUUUAGUUUAGAAGAUGCUUUUUAAAUGAGUCAAGCUCAACCAGAUUGCCACGGAAGUAUUAUUAAGAAUGAUUAUUACUUGGCAGUUAGAACAGUCUUUGAUGGUUGUACUUGCUGUGCUGAGCUUCCAAAAGUUCGUAUUCCUUUAAAUAUUCUUCCAGUCAUUAACCCCUAACUAGCUAAUUUCGCACCUCCUAAUGAUUACAACCCUAAAGAUCAUGAAAUCACCAAGAUAACUUUUAACAAAAAUUGA